Messenger RNA from Talaromyces marneffei, 2277 nucleotides. RefSeq lists its product as uncharacterized. The record is from RefSeq and is a predicted model, not a curated record. The transcript is spliced from 6 exons. Gene Ontology annotation, biological process: carbohydrate metabolic process. Bases 1 to 2277 code for a protein of 758 amino acids. NCBI's taxonomy places the organism in Eukaryota, Fungi, Ascomycota, Eurotiomycetes, Eurotiales, Trichocomaceae. Gene Ontology annotation, molecular function: carbohydrate binding; hydrolase activity, hydrolyzing O-glycosyl compounds.
AUGAAGUUCACCGAUGGAAUGUGGUGUCUCCGUGAGGGGAUCACCAUCGACUGGAUGAGCAAUGUGGAACGGUCUUCGGUAGAGGAAGAUGUUGUUCAUUUACUACUGAACAAGUAUCAACGGCAUAGAGGAGAUACUUUAAAUUCUCCGACGAUAUCUGCCACGGUCACUUCUCCGCUUGAAGGGAUCAUUGGAGUCAAGCUGGUUCACUGGGCUGGUGAGGUUGACAGCGGACCACACUACCAAAUCGCAUCGGCAACCGGCCAUUCCAAGAUCGACCAGACGAACGAUUCAGUCCAUAUUCAAAGCGGACCUGCGAGUCUCAAGAUCAACACAGCACCGAAUGAACUGGACUUUGCCUGGUACGGUGACUCCGGCCAAGUAUUGACGGGUCACUCUUUCCGCUCCAUCGGCUAUGUCAGAGAUCGCACGACGGAAAAGACUCGCUGGUCAGACGGGCUAUAUGUCGAACAUCAGGGCUACAUGCUCGCCGAACUCAACUUGGGAGUAAACGAGAAGCUAUAUGGGUUGGGUGAGCGAUUUGGCCCCUUUGUGAAAAAUGGUCAGAGAGUCGAUAUUUGGAACGAAGAUGGUGGCACCUCGUCCGAAUUGGCGUAUAAGAACAUUCCAUUCUACCUAAGUUCCAAGGGAUAUGGAGUCUUUGUGCGUCAUGCCGGCAAAGUGAGUCUUGAGCUUCAAUCUGAGAGGACGACAAGAGUCAAUAUCUCCGUUCCAGGGCAAGAGUUGGAAUAUUUCAUCAUCUUUGGAGGAACGCCCAAGGAAGUUUUGAGACGGUAUACUGCAUUGACGGGCCAGCCGAGUCUGGUGCCUGCUUGGAGCUAUAAUUUGUGGUUGACUACCAGCUUUACUACGAGUUAUGAUGAAAAGACAGUCACCGGAUUUCUGGACGGUUUCCGGGACCGUGAUAUCCCGUUGGGCGUCUUUCAUUUCGAUGCUUUCUGGAUGAAGUCUUACCAAUGGUGCGACCUGCAAUUUGAUGAGGACUACUUCCCCAAUGCCACAGCAUACUUGAAGCGUCUGAAAGAGCGUGGCUUGAAAAUCAGCGUAUGGCUCAACUCGUAUGUCGGACAGGCUUCGCCUUUGUUCAAAGAGGGUAAAGAGAAGGGGUACUUUAUAAAGCGACUGGACGGUUCUGUCUGGCAAUGGGAUAUGUGGCAAGCUGGUAUGGCCAUAGUCGAUUUCACAAACCCCGAAGCCUCGGCAUGGUAUACAAGUCAUUUGAUGCGUCUAAUGGACAUGGGAGUCGAUUCAUUCAAGACCGACUUUGCAGAACGUAUCCCAUUCCAGAACGUCAAGUUUCACGACGGUUCCGACCCGGUGCGAAUGCACAACUACUACUCGAUACUAUACAACAAAGCCGUUUACCAAGCCAUGAUUAGUCGAGUAGGCAGGGCAAAAAGUCUCUUGUUCGCUCGCAGUACGGCUCCGGGAGGCCAAGCAUAUCCCGUGCACUGGGGCGGAGAUUGCGAAAGCACAUUUGAAGCAAUGGCCGAAUCUUUACGUGGCGGACUCAGCUUAAUGUUAUCAGGUUAUAUUUUCUGGGCAUCAGAUAUCGGUGGCUUUGAGGGUACACCACCACCAGCUCUAUACAAACGCUGGGUCCAGUUUGGUCUCUUGUCUUCGCAUUCCCGUCUUCAUGGUUCCAGCUCAUACCGCGUCCCCUGGAUCUAUGGCGAAGACUGCAGCGAUGUACUCCGGGAUUGCGUGAAGCGCAAAAUUUCUCUUACACCGUACCUCAUGCAAGAGGCUUUGAAUGGCCAUCGGACUGGGGUCCCGCUUAUGCGAGCCAUGUUCCUCGAAUUCCCCCAUGAUCUGAAUACGUACGCUAUCGAUACCCAGUACAUGUUCGGCAGCAAUUUGCUCGUUGCACCCGUCUUCACCGAAGAAGGAACCGUCACAUUCUACGUUCCGCGAAAUGAGAAAGAUGAUAGUAAGGGAAAAUGGGUCUCAUGGUUCGAUCACGACAAGACUUAUGAGCCGGGUCAGUGGUAUACUGAGAAACACGACUUUUCCUCGUUACCCAUUCUUAUACGUCCUGGUACCGUCACCGCGAUUAAUACUAAGCUCAAGACCCCGGAAGACGAUGCCUUUGAUGGGCUACAGUUUAUAGUGAACGGUAUUUUGGAGCCGGGUGAAGGGAAGAUCGAAAUCGUGGAUCCGAAAGAUGCGCAUGAAGUUUUGAAAAGUAUCGACGUGAAUGAGAUUUUCGGGGCUGGGAAAAAGGCAGUGAAGAUUCAUGAUUGGAACAAAGUCUGA